Messenger RNA from Theileria equi strain WA, 453 nucleotides. RefSeq lists its product as hypothetical. Lineage: Eukaryota; Apicomplexa; Aconoidasida; Piroplasmida; Theileriidae. The record is from RefSeq and is a predicted model, not a curated record. The transcript has a single exon. The coding region runs from base 1 to 453 and encodes 150 amino acids.
AUGAAUUGGAGACAGUUAGGAUAUAUCUUCUGUUUAACAAGCAGUUUCAACUGCGUGUUAUUUCAAGUUUUGUUUGCAUAUUUCACUUACGAAACGGACAGUGUAGAGCUAUCGCCAGAAAAGAUUCCCAACGCCAGGUUCGCAUGUUUGACUUGUUCUUUACUGCAUCUCGUCGUACUUUUGAUAUCUUUUGGCUAUUUAAAAGGUUUUCUUCGAUACAAUCCCAUUGUCCAUAUUUUAAGAAUUCUCAACGUAGCUCCAAGACAUGGUCCAACUUCUGGGUUAUCAAGAUAUCGAAGGUUGACUGAUAUGGAUAACUUCAUUUCAGAUAAUCCAACACAGAGUUUAGGUGAGAGUCGUGUCAAUGGUAGGUUUGAUAGUAGUAAAACCGAUAUUAUCGGUUUUACUGAUACCCGCAAGAAACCUACACUAGAAAUGAUCGAUUUGAAUUAA